Molecule: messenger RNA, 5356 nt
Organism: Acanthaster planci (crown-of-thorns starfish)
Lineage: Eukaryota; Metazoa; Echinodermata; Asteroidea; Valvatida; Acanthasteridae
Source: RefSeq, a predicted model, not a curated record
UCAAGCGUCGACUGCUCAGGUUACUGUACUGUACUGUACAUGUCGAUUGUGUUGCGUGAGCCGGUACUUGUCAAUUUGCAGCUUGCCGAACUUGGCAUUUCAGGGACCAUGUUUUAUUUCCAGGCUUAGUCUAGUGAGGUCCACUGAGUUUAGAUUGACUCUGGAUUCGUGGCUAGCAUCCCGCAAAGAUCGACUGCAAGUCGGCGCAGAAAGUGUGAGUAUACUUUCUUGUGCGUUGCCUGCAUUUCCGCAGAAUUAGGUGUGAACGUAUUACAUGUGGUCGCGCGCGCUCUGUGUUUCAUGGCACGCAGCUAUGAGCUGUUCACGUCUGGAGGACGGCUAACAGGAGACGACCUUUAGGGCAAAGGUAGAGCCUGAGUUCUUUUGGACGAUUCGUGGGGCCCACAGGAAUAGGAGUUUUGCGAGCCAACACCAUGGAGAAGCUUUACAUUUGCGAUAUCUGUAGCAAGGCCUUCCCAAGGAUGUCGUCUGCCCGGCGUCACAGGAAGACGCACACCUCUGAAGAGUUGCACGUGAGCGACCCCAGCAACCAAUCAGUUGAUCUCUUUCGACACAAGAGGACGCUCACGCCCGAGAAGCAGCUUCGCUGUGACCACUGCGAUAAAACCUUCCUCAACAAGAGCGGCCUGGGGUCGCACAUGAAAGUGCACAGCAAAGACAGGACUUUCCCUUGCGACGUAUGCGGCCAAGCUUUUGCCCUGGAGGAGUGCCUCGUCCGUCACAAACGGACACACUCCAACGACAAGCCGUACGUCUGCGACAUUUGUUCGAAGGCGUUCACGAUCUGUAGCAAUCUCAAGCGGCACCUGGUUUCCCACACCAAUGUCAGACCGUUCCUCUGUGACACAUGUGACCUGCCUUUUGCGAAUAGGGACACCCUCACCCAACACCAGAAGACGCACUCCGGUUACAAGCCGUUUGCUUGCGACCUUUGCCCCAAACGAUUUUUAGUCAAAUUCGGUCUUGCUUGCCACAUGCAAACCCACACGAAAGAACGACCAUUCGUGUGCAUUGUCUGCGAAAAGUCCUUCGCACAUUUCAGCAAUCUGUCGCGUCACAAGAAAUUACAUCGCAACAAGAAACAGCACGUUUGCGUGAUUUGCCACAAGACGUUUGCGCGUCGCAGCGGCCUAAAAUAUCACCUCCUUCUCCAUGCUGACAAUAAACCUUUUAAGUGUGACGACUGCGAUAAAAGCUUUGUUAAAAAGAGUGGCCUCACGAGUCACAGGCGAACCCACUUAAAGGAGAAUCCAUUUGUGUGUGACGUCUGUAACAGAGGGUUUUCGAGGGAGGACACCUUGGCCAAUCAUAAGGAGACUACCCACGCCAGCGAGACGUCGUUUAAGUGCAACAUUUGCUCACGGAAAUUCCAAACCGAUCUCGAGCUGCAAGAGCAUCUCCAAACCCAUUCUGGCAACAAACCGUUUGCGUGUGACGAGUGCGGCCGAGAAUUUGUACGACCUCAGAACUUAGCCGCACACAGAAAGACCCACGAAGAAGGGAAACCGCAUACUUGCGAUCUUUGCUCCAAAGCCUUCAAGACCAAGCAUACACUUCGACGCCACAGGAGGAACCACUUCGGCGAAAAACCGCACGUUUGCGAGUUUUGUAACAGGGGUUUCGCUCGCCGGUCCACCCUGGUUUGCCAUCGCAGGUGUCACACCAAAGAAAAGCCUUACUCGUGUCCGACGUGUCCCAAAACCUUUUCCUCCGGGACGGGUCUCCGCGCUCAUAAGAGAUCACACAGUGACGAGAGACCGUACGUUUGUGACAUUUGCUCCAUGACUUUCAAGUACAACAAUACUUUCACUCGUCACAAAAGGAUCCACACCAACAUAAGGCCCUUCGUAUGCAAGAUUUGCAACAAGUCUUUCCUUCGGUCAUGUAGUCUGAAAGAGCAUGUCGCAACGCACGCUGUCAAGAAGCCGUUCCCGUGUGAAUCAUGCGACUGGGCUUUCGCAACUAAGAAAGACCUCAAACGGCACAUCCGAUCGCAUACCAAGGAGAAGCCGUUCAGCUGUCCCAUUUGUUCGAUGUCGUUUGGUUCCAGCGCAUGUAGGAUCCGACACACGAAAACGCACAGCAACGAAAAACAGUUCGUCUGCAACAUCUGCGAGAGAGCAUUUACCCGCAAUGUCACACUGAGGUUGCACCAAAAGACUCACACCAGUGACAAGCCGUUCGUCUGCGAGACCUGUGGUAGAGCUUUCACCACCAGUUUUGAGAUGGCGCAGCACUGGGUGACGCACCCAGAGAAGAAGGCGUUCGUGUGCGACGUCUGUGGAAAGCGCUACGCCGUCAAAAAGACCCUGGUAAAGCACCAACGGACGCACACAGACGAGCCCAAGCCGCACGUCUGCGAGUUUUGCGGUCACGCUUUCUGGACGAAGGCCCAUCUCAGAAACCACCGGCGGGUCCACACGAAAGAGCGACCGUUCAAAUGUGACAUCUGCGAGAGAUCGUUUGCACUUAGCGGCACCCUGACGGAUCACAUGAGGACGCAUACGGAUGAGAGACCGUAUCUGUGCGACAUUUGUGGCAAAGCUUUCAGACAAAAAAGGGCUCGACAUUUCCACAGGAAAAACGUGCAUAAAGAAGAUCCUACUCCUACAGUCACAUAAAACUUUGACUGAUUUACAAACUUCGCACACGGGAAAAUUUGCAUUUCCAAAUCUUUGUUUAGAUUUGAUACUUUGCUUAAUUUUUAAUAGAUAGUUUUGUUGUACCCUAAAUUCUUACAUUUACUGGUGUGCUCCCAUAAGAUCAGUCAUUACAGAAUUGGAUGACCAGCAAAUUGGAAAUUGUUUCUUUAACAUCUUUCUUCCCCCCCUUUUACGGGGCGGAUCAGAACCACUUUGGCAAGUUCAGAAUUUGAAACUUUUGUUAGUUUUUCCUCUUCCUUUGACAUUUCGUCAAAGACUCAGAAGUUUCGACGCAACUGCCACCUUCAUUUGCAACCGAAUGUGAGGACCCGAAGUAAUGCUGCCGCACGCCGGUACAAUUGUACCGGAGAUAUAGCCUUGGUCAAGGUGUUUGCAACAGUGUGUAAUCAUGCUGUCUGUAACAUGGCAGCCCGCCACCAGUCGUCCCUGUCGUAAGACACUGUACUUGUUUAUCGAGACUUAUGUAGAGGGAUGGUGUGCGGAGAGUUUUACGUUUAAUAGCUCACGCUCGAUAUUUUUAUAGCCUCCAAAAGACUAGUUUGCUACAGAGAUGAUCGACUUUAAGAGCCGCAUUUUAUUUAAUGAUUCGCUUUUCCUAUCGACGAAUCUGAUGGUCAUGCACUUUCUGUUCACAUUGGUGCAAAAAUCUUCCCAGAGGCUUUGCGUAGUAGCCAUUUUGCUGGGCGGUUCUUUUUCCACAGGAAAAGCUCCUUCGCACAUACCCUGUGGAGCAAAAGCGCUGCCCUGCAAUAUGGCAGCCAUGCCAACCCUCUAUCCACGCACUGCUGUGGUGCGCCUUUAUGGAUAGAAAUGCCUUGCUUGCCGAAAAUGAACAUCAAACGUUCUGUGGGCUCAAGAACGUUACAUAGGUCAGAUUGUGUUCAACUUUACGUAGUUGGACCGUCGAACUAUUGCAACCGCUCACUAGUGGCUGUAAUCACUUUUAGGUUUCAAAAAAUCCAAAAAUUUUGUGUAAUCGUUACCCAUCCCGAGAGACACUGGGUGUAGGAUAUGUACAGGAGCUUCGUGCGUGACAACGUGGGCUUUUGGUGACCCGUUGCUAUCCAUGUAAACAGUAGCGUCAGGCACCUUGACCAUCGAACGUGUUGUACUGCAAGCUAAGCAGUAUGACAUAAGCCUCGUAAUUGUAUUCUUGAAAUUUAAUGGGAUUGGGGAACCAGCGAGUACCCUGAAAUGCAACAGUAUGUAGGAGGUCAUAUGAAGACUAGAAAUCGAAUGCUUUAUGUCCUGACAAUGUAAAUUGUUUUAUAUGAUGAACUUGCUUGUACACGUAUACUGCAGAAUAACGAGCUUACAGAUUGUAUAAUGGUUUUCUCAGGACCUCGAUACAGCUUACAAAAUUGGCGUUUUAUCUUGGAGUUUUGGAAGAAGUGAGACUUUAUAUUUGAUGCUAAGCUUUAAAAACACGACGAAAUUUAUAUCGUGGUUCGAGCGUUUGAAAGCAUCGCUGCUGAUACCACUUGUUUGGGGUCACAACCAGGGUAAUCGAAUUUUUGUACCUUUUUUCUGGCAAAAUGUGCUCGUGGUAUACUGCCGUCUUCUUGCCUCAGAUCUUUUGAUUUUUUUUUGCCUUGGACUUGCUUCACUAAAAUCUUUUGGAAUCACGAAUGACAAUAUUGUAACUAAGGAGAAGCUGUGAAGAACUGGUGAAAAUGUGUAGAAAAUUGAAAAGGCAGUGCUUUGGGAACUGUUUUAGUGAGCACUGUCUUUUUAAUUUCUGUAAUGUUUUACGUAAUUUUGUGUUGUUUUAUCUCGGUUGUUUAAUGAAUUGAAACUUUGAAUAUCAAGAUGAUAAUGCUGAAUUUUGGCGAACUGUAUUAUAUUGAACCUGAAACAGCAAUAUUAACAUUAACUUGAAUGUGACCCAUGUGGUGGAGUGCACCAGUAUUUUUGUUGGUGGAGGAGAGGUGCCAUCAUCCUAUGCAGAUUGACAGUUCGAAUUGUUACUGAAGCAAGAUUAAUUUUGCCAUCUGUUUGUGUCUCAGUACCUGCCAACUACCUCGGAAGCAAAGCUUUUAUGUCAGUCACUGUUGCGAGUCUUAACUCUUGCAGAGGGCAUUUGAUGUCACACGGAUGUUUAUAUUUUGUCUUGUGUGUAUAGUUAGACGUAGCUGAUGAUGACAUGAUAGCAUUUUAAAAGUCAAAACUUACUGUUUGAACUUAUGUACUUUUCUUUUACUCUACAGCAUGCUGCAAAACUGUGCAAUUGAUCAUGUUGCUCAGUUAAUGGGAGAGUCAGUUUUUAUUUGUGGGUGUUCGUUUGUGGUCGGUUUGCAAAGCAUUAACAAAGGAAUAAAAAAAUAAUCGGUUGUGCAAGAAACGAGUUUAUCUCUGAACAAAAUUAUGGAGCCACUUCUGGCGCUUUGGAUACACUCGACGUGAUCUCCACAAUGCAGCUAUUAUGGUUCUUUUGGCUGCACAGUGCCUCUGGCAUCCAUGAUAUUGGUCAGGUAAACAGGACUUCUUAUGUGAUGCGAGAGAGGGCGCCUUCGCGUCCGCGCUCUUGGGAUGGGAUCACCAUGGUUACCGCACUGCCUGCUUCAUAAUUAUAAAGCUAGAUGUAAUUUUCUAAGAUUUUCCCCAUGGCCAUACAAUGAGAGAUUCGGAUAGCCCGAAUUCGUACAUUUUUCUAGCGUUUUUGUCAAUAGUGG